This is a messenger RNA of Gilbertella persicaria, 789 nucleotides long. RefSeq names its product FRG1-like family-domain-containing protein. Bases 1 to 789 code for a protein of 262 amino acids. The record is from RefSeq and is a predicted model, not a curated record. The transcript is spliced from 4 exons. Lineage: Eukaryota; Fungi; Mucoromycota; Mucoromycetes; Mucorales; Choanephoraceae. Gene Ontology annotation, molecular function: actin filament binding. Gene Ontology annotation, cellular component: nucleolus; catalytic step 2 spliceosome; striated muscle dense body.
AUGUCUGGUAUUGUACCAAAGAAGAAUAAGCUUGUAUUUAAAGGUGAUAAGUCACAAAAAAAAAAGAAAAGAAAACAUCAUUCGUCUGAAGGACAUGAACGCGAAGGAGCAGAGUCUACAGACCAAGUUUGGGUACGUGCAGACAGUAUAGAAGACCUAGUGGGUCCUUUGUUUAUUACACAUCCUAGUGAUCCUCCUAUCUGUCUCACAGUAGACGAAGAUGAUCGAUUCCUUGCUUACCCUUUACCAGACUUGUAUGAGACUACACCAGAACCAACGAUCAUGCAACAAGUAUUUGUGGGUUCGCGUAUUGUAGGCUCAACAGAUGCAUUUACGCUCAAAUCAGCCAAUGGGAAAUACCUUAGUAGCGAUAAAUUUGGUCUUGUUUCUUGUUCAAGUGAAGCCAUUGGUGGACAAGAGGAAUGGAAGCCUGUGAUUGCAGAGGCAGGCAUUGGGUUUCAAAAUGUGCACGGUAAAUACUUGAUGAUUGAUCAAGUGGCAGGUAGUGGUGUUCGUAUUCGAGCAGAUGCUGAAGACGUUGGGUUUUGUGAAUCAUUUCGUGUUUAUUGUCAAGCUCGAUUUAAAUAUAAGCCUAAGACGAAAAAGAAGAAGGGCGAAUCAGCAGCAUCAGAACUGGAUACAGUUAAAAAAUAUCAUUCAUGGGGUGGACAGAUCAGUCAGACAUAUGAGGAUAAACAAGCGCUAAAAAGAGCUAAAACAGAAGGCAGAUUAGCAGAAGCUUUAUUAGACAGAAGAGAAAAAGCAAAAGCAGAUCGUUAUUGUAAAUAA